Messenger RNA from Stylonychia lemnae, 948 nucleotides. The record is from the annotation of a GenBank genome assembly. NCBI's taxonomy places the organism in Eukaryota, Ciliophora, Spirotrichea, Sporadotrichida, Oxytrichidae.
AUGCUGGCAAAUUAAGGAAAAAUUAGAAAAAGUGUAACUUAUCUUAUUUUCUUUGCUAUAUAAUUAACCUCAAUCCUUUCAGUUCCCCAAUGCUUCAAUGAAAGCUAGUUACCAAUUGAGAUAAAGAUGACUAAUGAUCAAUAGUGGUUUUCUUAAAUCGCCUAUCAUCCAAAUAAUAAUUACUUAGCAAUCGGCGGUGUCUAUGGAGAAGAUUUAAUGAUUGGAUUAUUUAAUAAUAAGGAAAAAAUGAAGAGACUAAUGUGGCUUAAUUCUUUUAACUUUGAUUGCGCUAGUUCUACUGAAUGCUUAAAAUUUUUCGAUAUUGAAUCUAUAGAAUUUCAGCAAGAUUCUAGUAUCAUUUCUUUGAUAAGAUCUAAAGCUUAUAAUUAAAUAUUAGAUUUUGAUUAAGUUGAUCUUACAUUAGUAAAGUUUGACUUAGCAGCUUUUAAUCCAUUAAACAGCAAUGGAUAUAUCUGGGGUCACAACCUAAAUAAAUAAGUUGGGGCUUACAAUAUAUUAUUUGCUUAAUUUUCAUUAGAUAAUAAUAUUCCAAUUAACUACAUGAUUCAAUCUACAACAACUAAUCAAUUGGCAACUUAUGAUGUCAUUAUUCCUUUAAUAGAAAUGGAUGGAAGUGUGGUUGCAGGAUGUUUAGAAUUCGGAUUUAUGUGUAUGGGAAUGGCUUUAUUCUCUUAAGGAAAUAUGUAGGUGUUUUAUAGAUCAAUCAACUCAUAAAGUAAUGAUAUUUUUUAUACUGCUAGAAUUAAUAAAGAUCCUUUCAAAGUAACUUUUGAUGGAAAACUAGUAGAACGUAAUUUCAGAAUUUAAGGAAAUGAACCAGUUAUUAUUAAUAGUUUUAGAUUUUUUAAUAAGAUCGGUGAUUACGUACAUCUUGGAUAAUCCAGGACAAUUUAAAUUUAGGGAAUAAAGAUUAUUCCAAUAUCUUGA